Molecule: messenger RNA, 1076 nt
Organism: Camponotus floridanus (Florida carpenter ant)
Lineage: Eukaryota; Metazoa; Arthropoda; Insecta; Hymenoptera; Formicidae
Product: endocuticle structural glycoprotein SgAbd-1
Exons: 3
Coding region: 187-624 (145 amino acids)
Cellular component (GO): chitin-based extracellular matrix
Molecular function (GO): structural constituent of chitin-based larval cuticle
Source: RefSeq, a predicted model, not a curated record
CCACCUAAGCUCGCAUCUUUAACUGCAGUUAACACGAGAGUCUUGUACGGGACUUUUCGGUAGAUCUUAGUGCACUAUUCACACGUAUAGUGUGAUAUUCGCUGGCACUCAAGUGUGCACACUGGUUCGCCGAUAACGGAUUGAAGAGUCGCCUGGGCUGGCUUCCGGAAUAAUCCAAAAAUCACUAUGAAGAUCCUCAUAUUGCUACUCAGUUUGACGAUGAUGGCGAGCGCACAAUUCAAUAGGUUUACGACUCCACAGCCGGCGCAAUAUAAUCCCCAAUAUUACGGUCGGCCUUACUACGCUAUACUGCGACAAUCGCAAGACUCAUCUCCGGAUGGAUCAUAUUCUUACAGUUACGAUACGGAAAACGGAAUCUCCGUAGCAGAGACGGGGCAGCCGAAGAAUAUCGGACCUAAUCAGAUUGAGGCGGUCAGAGGUCAAUACAGUUACACGGCACCGGACGGCACGCCGAUUUUGGUCACUUACACGGCUGAUGAGAACGGCUUCUUGCCGAGUGGUGCCCAUCUGCCAACACCUCCACCGAUACCGGUGGCGAUACAACGCGCUCUUGCGUAUAAUGCGGCUCAUCCUGAAGAAGAAGAGCCCUACAGAAGAUAUUAGAGCUCGCUAGGACUGCCCAAUUCGCUUCGAUAUAUCAAAUACGUGGAACUAUAAGUUGCUGUUUUGCGAUUUCCGCUUUUCAAUGACACAUUCCAUUGUUUUAUCUGUUUUUUGAUCAGUUAUUAGGUUCUUUCGAAGCAGAUGGUUUGACGGGGUAUUAAUUAUAGAAAUAACCACCACAGUAAAAAAGCGGCUAAAUUUUGUGUUCUCGUACGCCGAAAAUAUUUCGAAAGAUCAAGGAUCGCAUUCGUCGAAUAUUGUUCCGCGCGAUUGUUGUUCCGUAAUUAUUAUGAUGAUCAAUUUGAUUGAGAAGUAUUAAUGUCAAUAUUAUGCGAGAAAGACAAAGCACAAUUAGGCAACAUAAUGUAAGAUCGAUGAGUACGAGUGACAAAAGUACAAGAAAAUGAAAGAUAUGAAAUAUUACUUUUAACUAAUAAUAAUUUAAAAAAUGC